CAUUCUCCCUUUUUAUAGGCAGCUCUCAUGUUUCUCCAUACAUGACCAACUGCUUUUCACCCCACCCAAAACAAUCAAACUCACAAAUUUUCAUACUCAUAAUAAUACCAAAACAAACAAAACCAACAAUAUUUGGCCCCUUCAAUCUCUUACAUCCCAUUUCAGAUGUCCCCCAUGGUAAAUCCUCCGGCCACCGCCCUCCUCCUCCUUGUGGCGUUCCUACACCCGUUCGCCGCCCCCACGACGGAGGCGUUCAUCCGGCAUGCCAUCCCAAGGGAUCAGCUCAGGAGGAGGAAUCCGGCGAAGGCGGCCGCCGAGCCUCACCACCGCGACCACCACCACCACCUCCUCCCCAGCCUCCACAUUCCCCUGCCGGAGCCCCCCUUCGUCCCCCUCUACAACUGGGCCCAGCACGAGUUCGUCGCGGCCCACAACGACCUCCGCGCCACGGUCGGGUCCCCGCCCCUGGCGUGGGACCCGACCCUGACCAAGUUCGCCCACGACUACGCCAUGAAGCGGAGGCGCGACUGCGACUACCGCAUCCACUCCGGUGGGCCCUACGGGGAGAACCUGUUCUGGCAGCUGUACAAGGAAUCGAGCCCCCGGGACGUGGUGGCGUCGUGGUUCGACGAGCGGCGGUUCUACGACCACCAGCACCACCGGUGCACGUGCCAGCCGGAGCGUGAAGGGUGCGAGUGUGGGCACUAUACGAAUGUGAUCUGGCGCAGUACCGAGAAAGUCGGGUGUAGCGGUUACGUUUACUGCGACGGACAGAAGGGCAUUCUCGUCGUUUGCUCCUAUCAUCCCAAGGGUAAUAUCCUUGGUAAAAAUCCCCUGUUAAUACCCUCCUAAUCCAUAUUUUAUCAUUAAUUAUGUAUGGAGUAUUUUAAAUUUGUAUGGAAAUUUGUAUUCAAAUAAAUACACUUUUCAUGUGAGAAUGAAGAUUUAAGUCAAAU
This is a messenger RNA of Cuscuta campestris, 956 nucleotides long. The record is from the annotation of a GenBank genome assembly. NCBI's taxonomy places the organism in Eukaryota, Viridiplantae, Streptophyta, Magnoliopsida, Solanales, Convolvulaceae.